Panicum virgatum (switchgrass) is the source of this 1732-nucleotide messenger RNA. RefSeq lists its product as uncharacterized. The coding region runs from base 525 to 1397 and encodes 290 amino acids. The record is from RefSeq and is a predicted model, not a curated record. The transcript has 9 exons. NCBI's taxonomy places the organism in Eukaryota, Viridiplantae, Streptophyta, Magnoliopsida, Poales, Poaceae.
AGCAGGCCCACACACUUCUAACCCCGCAGGCGCACACAUCAUUAGUAACGUUGAUUUUUCAUUCAAAACAUCGAAUUGCGCGCCCGUUCAUUUCCCUGCCCUCCCUUUCUCUCUCCCUCUCUCUCUGUCGUGGGUUCAUUUCUUCUCCUCAUCUUUUCUCUCUAGGGUUCCUCUCUCUCUUCCGUUUGGGACAUUUUGGUCACCCGAAUCCGCUCAUCUGGGGAUCUCACGAGAGCACUCCAGGGGGAUCGAAGCUCAAAUCUAUCCAGGUUAUCAUCAAGGUCAUUUUGGAAUCGAGAGGCCGCAGGAAGUGCAGCUCACCAGCGAGCAUAUCUGCGGGAUCCAAGCGCAAAUCAUCAGGGGGUUCGUCAGAAAUCCCAGACCCGAAUCAGCUAACCAGCGAGCAUAUCUGCGGGAUCCAAGCGCAAAUCAUCAGGGGGUUCGUCAGAAAUCCCAGACCCGAAUCAGCUUUUUCUCUCUGAAACACACUCCAAUUACAAUGCCAAGAGCGGAGAAGCAGCGACAUGCCCGUGCGACAUCAUCCAAUACAAACCUUAGGAACAGGGCAUCCCCCUGCUAGACUUAUCAAGCUAUAUAGAUACAUUUCUGAGGAUCAGCGCGAGAUGAUUGCUAAUGUCAAAUUUGAUGGCUUGUUGAAGAUCGCGUGCACCACAAUGCCAGUGGACUUCGCCAAUUGGCUGAUGUCGGAGUGCUUUGAUCCGGAAUCAUCAGAACUAGUUCUCCCCGGGAGGGGUAGGAUUUUAGUGACACCAAAGGUUGUGGCUAAUAUCCUAAACUUGCCAGACAAAGGUGACGAGGUCAAAUAUGAGUUGGAUGUGGAUGCAAUCAACUUCAUCUACAGCAAGUAUGGAAUUAUCCAAGGGCAAGCACCUAGGAUUGAAGAAAUAAUGGAAAGGAUCAAACAAAACAAGCGCGCAGAUGAGGAUUUUCUGAGAUCAUGGAUGAUGAUUGCAGUGUCAACCUUUUUGUGCCCGCCCACUGGUUUGGGAAUAAGCCCCAGAUGUUAUCCAGCACUUCUUGACCUUACACGCGUGAACAAGCUGAACUGGUGUCAAUUUGUUGUUGACCAGCUCAAGGAGGCAGCCAGAAAAAUGAACAAGCAAAAUUCUGUGAGGGGUUGCAUCUUACUACUUGUUAUCCUGUACGUAGAUUCAUUAGAUGUUGGUAAUGUGCAAAUCCCUACAACCAAGCCCAGGAUUGCAGCAUGGUCAAGGAAACUUUUGGACCAGGUAAUCAAGCUCGAUACAAACCAUGAUGAAUCAUUUGGCAAGCUAAAGCUAAAAUUAUCAGGGAGUUCGGUGGCCCAAGUUUCAUUUUUCCAGAUGGAUGAUGUAAACAGAUUUGUAGCAUUAAAGGCGCCCCCACACGGCUACUGAGAAGAAGAGAAAAAUCGCCAAUGCUGUGAGUAAAGUUCUGACUGGGGUAUCAGAGUUGCUUGGCACCUUCAUACAAGAUAUGGCUGAUGCUGAAGAGACUCCCAAGCCAGAAUUGAGAAGAUCAAAGCGUAGUAAAACUGCACAACAAUCUGAAAAUGAUGGCGAAGAAGACAUAGACGAAGACCCAGAUUAUGAUGAUGGAGAGGAGUGGAUUAGCAGCAGCGAGGAUGAUUCUGAUGAGGAUUUUGAGAGUGAAGACAAUCAAGAUGAAGAAGGGGAAGAUGAACAAGAACAAGGCGAGAAAGAAGAAGAAGAAGAAGAAGAAGAAGAAGAAG